AUGUCUCCUCGUAAAGAAAGAAGAUGCCCUGGAAACAUCUCUCUCAAAAUGGUUAGUGAACGCCGUGAAGUGUGUGCUGUGGCUCCAUCUUGUUGGAACCAGACUUCUUUGUGGUUCCUAGUAAAGACAGCUGCAUGUUUAAGUUCUGAACGCCUCGGAGAUUGCUGGAUAGACGCACUUACACGUGCCACAUUAUCCGGCGUUGUUGCGGUUAAAGGUCGGCCAGACGAUUUUCUCUUUAGCGCAGAACCCGUUGCUCUAAAGUUUGAUAACCAAACUUGA
Macrosiphum euphorbiae (potato aphid) is the source of this 282-nucleotide messenger RNA. NCBI's taxonomy places the organism in Eukaryota, Metazoa, Arthropoda, Insecta, Hemiptera, Aphididae. The record is from the annotation of a GenBank genome assembly.